UUUAAUAAACCAUGGAAAACAUUUUUUAAAAUACCUUAUCUUCGCUUGUUAUUAGUUAACUUCAACUAAACUUUCUGUUGCUUUUGAAAUGCUUCCUUGAGCGAAGCCGUGCAUUUCAUUUCAGCAACACGGCAACACUACGGAACGGCAUAGGAAAGCGAAUAUCAUUACUACGCUCACAGUACCGCAGUAGUGGGCGAAACACAACGUUGAGAAUUCGAACAACUGCAUUAGUCACAGCUUCUAGAUGGAUGGUCACAUCAACAUCGAUCACCCGACCUUCUCCAGUGGUAGCGGUGGAGUUGGAGGCGAUGCACCUGGGACGGGUGCGGUAAUUAGCGGUGUCGAAGGUGACUCUACUGAUGGCCGCGGAGCGUCACGAAAGCGACGACAGAAAAUCCCACAGGAAGCGGCGGGAACCCAAACAUCAUAUGGAACGACUGAUACCAUUCCAAAUGUAACAAUCCGAGAUCCAAGCCGAGCAGGUACCAGUCGUUCUGAAGCGAGCGAUGGGAAUCAAUCGCGGGCCCCCGGAGGAUCAGCCGGCCGUGGCUCUACGCGCCAACACGAGGAAGAAGAAGAGGAAGGGCUCAAAUAUGGGGCCCAGCAUGUUAUCAAGUUAUUUGUUCCGGUGACACUAUGCAUGCUGGUGGUGGUGGCAACGAUCAGUUCCAUCAAUUUCUACUCGACCAAAGAUGUGUAUCUUGUUUACACACCAUUCCACGAGCUGUCAGAUGACACGGGAACGAAAAUUUGGAACGCUCUUGCCAACUCGAUGAUCCUGAUGACUGUGAUCGUGAUCAUGACAAUAUUGUUGAUAGUGUUGUAUAAGAAGCGUUGCUACAAAAUUAUCCACGGCUGGCUUAUAAUGUCUUCGCUGUUGUUACUGUUUUUGUUCAGCUACCUUUAUCUCGAGGAGGUUCUCCGGGCGUACAACAUUCCUUUCGACUACCCGACGGCAUUGUUGCUGAUGUGGAACUUCGGGGUGGUUGGCAUGAUUUCUAUACAUUGGCAGGGUCCGCUACGGCUGCAGCAAGGUUAUUUGAUUUUCAUCGCUGCCCUUAUGGCGCUAGUGUUCAUCAAAUAUCUUCCCGAAUGGACCACUUGGGCUGUGCUAGCCGUCAUAUCCAUUUGGGAUUUAAUAGCUGUAUUGACACCGAAGGGUCCCUUGAGGAUAUUGGUGGAAACCGCUCACGAACGGAAUGAGCAGAUCUUCCCCGCUUUGAUAUAUUCUUCAACUAUCAUGUACUCGUACAUGGGAACCCAUCCGGAUCCGAGCGAGGAAGCAUUGACGCGUUCCGAUGGACUUGGCGGAGAACGGGAAACCAUCGGCACUAGCACCAGUGGAGCUGGCACGACUAACUAUGGAUCGACGGGAUCACCUGUACGCAAUCUAGCACAACAAUCGCAGCAGCAGCACACGGAUAAUGCUGAAGGUAUGCCCCUGGUUACGUAUCGCGUGAUAACCUCGUCAAAUGCUGCUGAGCACGAUCAAACCAGUGGCUUUACGCAGGAUUGGGCUGCCAACGCAAACCAACGGGUUGCUCGCCGUCAGAUGGAAGUCCAGGCAAACAUUGCCAAUAAUCCAAGCCGUCCCGAGUAUCGUACCGUAACGGCCGAUACUAAUCGUCGUAGCAGUCCCGGUGGUCCGGGAAGCCGUGCCACCGGUGAUUCCCAGCAGGUUCCGCUGUAUGAACAGCCGGAAGAGCGUGGAAUCAAACUCGGAUUGGGCGACUUCAUCUUUUACUCUGUGCUGGUAGGUAAGGCUUCAAGCUACGGGGACUGGAACACAACGAUAGCCUGUUUUGUAGCUAUUUUAGUGGGUCUCUGCCUGACGCUACUGCUGUUGGCCAUCUUUCGUAAGGCCCUGCCGGCGCUACCCAUUUCGAUCUUUUUCGGACUGAUUUUCUGCUUCGCAACGAGCGUGAUCGUCAAGCCUUUCACCGAAGUGCUGGCCUCGGAACAGGUUUUCAUCUAGUUGCAGGCUGGGUUGUGAACUGAACUGAUACAUCAAUACACGCUUGUUAGUAGCAAUCAGAUCUAUUUAUACAAAGGAACCGUGGGUCCAACCUCGGUGUUUAUAUGGAACUCUCCUGUUUGUAUCCAAAAUUUGUGCUUUUAUUCAUUAUACACAAGCAGAAAUUUAAUGUAUCAUCUUACUCUUUCUUAUCAACAAAAAGAAAACGAGACUAUAACAUGUAAACCAUUUUAGCAUUAACUAUCUAUUACAUUAAAAUUUAGCGUUUUUUGUACAACUUAUCAUUUUAGUAAACGAAAAUUUAAUCGAAA
This is a messenger RNA of Toxorhynchites rutilus septentrionalis, 2289 nucleotides long. It is a transcript of the gene Psn, whose product is annotated as presenilin homolog. The transcript is spliced from 8 exons. Lineage: Eukaryota; Metazoa; Arthropoda; Insecta; Diptera; Culicidae. Gene Ontology annotation, cellular component: nucleus; neuromuscular junction; lysosomal membrane. Gene Ontology annotation, molecular function: aspartic endopeptidase activity, intramembrane cleaving. The record is from RefSeq and is a predicted model, not a curated record. Gene Ontology annotation, biological process: amyloid precursor protein catabolic process; calcium ion transport; negative regulation of apoptotic process. The coding region runs from base 248 to 1978 and encodes 576 amino acids.